Molecule: messenger RNA, 1767 nt
Organism: Apiotrichum porosum
Lineage: Eukaryota; Fungi; Basidiomycota; Tremellomycetes; Trichosporonales; Trichosporonaceae
Exons: 1
Coding region: 1-1767 (588 amino acids)
Biological process (GO): amino acid transmembrane transport
Cellular component (GO): membrane
Molecular function (GO): amino acid transmembrane transporter activity
Source: RefSeq, a predicted model, not a curated record
AUGUCCGACACAACGGAGUUCGCCAACGAAAAGGCGACCCCACUGGGCGGCUUCGCCCCCGCCAAGGGCAGCGAUGCUGCCUCGUUCUACGACCCGACCAAGGAGAGCCUCAUGACGCGCAUCGGUCUCACGAAGGAGAGCUUCAAGCGUGCCCCGGGAACGACACGCGGCAUGGUGGCUCACGGCGAUGUGCCCAUCGAAUACCUGGAGCACGACAACCCGGGCUACCAGCAGACCAUGAAGCCCCGCCACCUCCAGAUGAUUGCUGUUGCUGGUACGAUCGGCACGGGUCUGUUUGUCGGCUCGGGUAGCGCCCUGGCCACUGGCGGCCCUGCUGGUAUCCUCAUCGCCUGGGCGGUUGUCGGCGUCAUGCUCAUGAACGUCACCCAGGCCCUUGGUGAAAUGUCUAUCGUCUACCCCGUCUCUGGUGGUUUCUACACCCUCGCCUCGCGCAUGCUCGACCCUGCCUUCGCCUUCAGCAUGGGCUGGAACUACCUCAUCCAGUGGGCCAUCAUCCUGCCUCUGGAGCUCACCGUCGCCAACACGACGGUGCAGUACUGGAACACGAGUCUGUCUCAAGCCGAAUGGAUCACCAUCUUCUUCGUCGUCAUCCUCAUUGCCGUCCUUUUCGGCACCAUCGGGUUCGCGGAAGAAGAGUUCUGGUCAUCGCUGCUGCGUAUCAUCGUCGCGGUCAUCUUCCUCAUCAUUGGCAUCGUGUGCAUCUGCGGCGGUGGACCCAAGUCUGGCGACUACAACCAUUACAUCGGAGGCUCGUUGUGGCAGUCUCCUGGAGCUUUCGCCAAUGGCUUCAAGGGCGUGUGCAGCGUUUUCGUGACUGCCGCCUUCUCCUUCUCUGGCACUGAGCUCGUCGGCCUCGCGGCUGCUGAGACCCCCAACCCGCGCAAGACCAUCCCGACUGCUGUCAAGCAGACCUUCUGGCGCGUGACCAUGGUCUACAUCGUGUGCCUCACCAUUAUCGGUCUGGCCAUCCCCUACGACGACCCCCGUCUGUACAACGGCACUGGCGCGUCUGCGUCGCCCUUUGUCAUUCUCAUGGUCAAGGCCGGAAUCCACGGCAUCGACCACCUCGUCAACGUCACCAUCCUCAUUGCCGUGCUCUCCAUCGGCCUGAGUGCCGUGUACGCCGGCAGCCGCAUGCUCACCGCAAUUGCCGAGACUGGUUACGCUCCCUCGUGCUUCACCUACAUUGACAAGGCUGGUCGUCCUCUGUGGUCGCUUGUCGCCAUUUGCGCCUUUGGUCCCAUUGCCUACGUCAACUGCGCCGACGUCGGUGGUGCCGUGUUCGACUGGCUGCUUGCCCUUUCUGGACUGUCGACCCUCUUCACCUGGCUCAGCAUCACUAUCACCCACAUUCGCUUCCGGCGCGCAUGGAAGGUGCAGGGCCACAGCGUCGACGAGCUGCCCUACCGCGCCUUUGGUGGCGUGUACGGCUCGUACCUCGGCUCCUUCCUCAUCGUGCUCGUCGUCAUUGCCCAGUUCUACACCGCAGUCUGGCCCAUUGGCGAGCAGCCCCACGGCGCCGAGGCCGCGUCGACCUUCUUCCAGACCUUCCUGUCCCUUCCCAUCCUCAUUGCCAUGUGGAUCCUCGGCUACCUCUGGAAGCGCACCCUUCCCAAGCGUGCAAAGGACAUUGACCUUGACACUGGCCGCAAGUCUUGGCUCACCGCCGAAGAGGGCCGCGCGUACCGCGCCGAGCGUGCCGCCGCACCGCUCUACGUCAAGAUCUACAGGUUCUUGUUCGCCUAG